Messenger RNA from Salvelinus sp. IW2-2015, 2609 nucleotides. It is a transcript of the gene kif9, whose product is annotated as kinesin family member 9. NCBI's taxonomy places the organism in Eukaryota, Metazoa, Chordata, Actinopteri, Salmoniformes, Salmonidae. The record is from RefSeq and is a predicted model, not a curated record. Gene Ontology annotation, biological process: microtubule-based movement. Gene Ontology annotation, molecular function: ATP binding; microtubule motor activity; microtubule binding. Gene Ontology annotation, cellular component: kinesin complex; microtubule.
CAAACACGCCCACUGUUUCCAUGACAAUAGAUGUCAACAUAUGGGAACAUUUUGAUUUCGGCUACAAAAGCCACUUGUGCUGAUUUAUUUACUAGCUAGAAAAACACGUUUGAUGUUUACAAAUUAGCAAAAAAUACGGAAGUGGCAGGAUGAUUGCCCACCCCGGCAGUGAAGUGAGGGUGUUAAUUCGAAGCCGACCGACUGCUAAUUUUGCUCAAGAGCUCAUUGAAUACCUACCAGACGGACAGACAGUGAGUGUCCACCAGAGGAAGGACUCCAGGAAGGGAGUGGUGAACAACCAGCUGAGCUCCUGGUCGUUCCGUCUGGAUGGGGUGCUGCAUGAUGUGUCCCAGGAGGAGGUAUAUGGCCGCGUUGUGCGAGGGGUGGUGCUGGGAGCCCUGGAGGGGUACAACGGCACUGUGAUGUGUUUUGGCCAGACGGGGGCAGGAAAGACGUACACCAUGACUGGAGCCACAGAGAGUUACAAACAGAGAGGGAUCAUUCCUCGGGCCCUACAGGAGGUGUUCCAUGAGGUGGAGCAGCGUUCGGACCACGCCUUCAGUGUCCACUUGUCCUUCCUGGAGAUUUACAAUGAGACUCUGGUGGAUCUGCUGGCGUCUGUACGGGGUUGCCCAGGGGUAGGGCCAGGGGGCAUGGCGGUGGUGGAGGAGGCAGGGGGAGGGGUAUCAGUCAGGGGGCUGUCCCUGCACCCCGUCCACAGCGAGGAGGCGGCCCUUAACCUUCUCUUUGAGGGAGAGAUGAAUCGCAUCAUCGGAGCUCAUGCCCUGAACAAGAACUCCUCCAGAUCUCACUGCAUUCUCACUGUCCACAUUGAGUCUCGCUCCCGUACUCUGUCCGAUGCAAAGUAUGUCACUUCCAAGCUGAAUCUGGUGGACUUAGCCGGGUCAGAAAGGCUGGGCAAAACCGGAUCUGAGGGCCAGGUGCUGAAGGAGGCCAUGUACAUCAACAAGUCCCUGUCGUUCCUGGAGCAGGCCAUCCUGGCCCUGGCGGACCGACGCAGGGACCACGUCCCCUUCAGACAGACCAAACUCACCCACGCCCUCAAGGACUCAUUAGGUGGGAACUGCAACACAGUGCUGGUGGCCAACAUCUAUGGAGAGGCUUCUCAGAUAGAAGAGACACUGUCCACACUGCGCUUCGCCAGCAGGAUGAAGUGUGUGCAGAUGGACCCUGUUGUCAACGAACACACCGACCCUGUGCUCCAGGUCAGGAAGCUGGAGAAGGAGAUCCAGCUGCUGAAACAGGAGCUCAGCAUUCACAACACACUGGCUAACCGCAUGGGCAUAUCCUACGACACGCUGUCAGACACCCAGGUUGCAGAGAUCCAGAGUCAGGUGCGGAGGUAUCUGGAGGGCAGCCUGGACGAGAUCAAUAUUGUGAGCAUCAGGCAGAUCCAGGAAGUAUUUUCCCAGUUCAAGCAGGCCAUGCAGCAGCAGGAGCAGAAGGUGAAGGCCCAGCUGUGUCAGAACUAUACGUUGGUGGAGAAAUCCCAGAGUACAGCUGGCUCCACUGCAGCCAAGUCACGGGGCUCCCAAGGCACAGUGGGCGUGGUGGAGGGCCAUGGGUUUGGGGUGGGGCUGGCAGUUCCAUCAGAGAGGCACAUUCGGCUCCUGUCUCCAGGCAGGACCAAAGCCAUUAAGACCAAAGAGCUAGCAAGCCAGGGGAGAAAGGAGGCUGUGGAAGGAAGGAGUCCUGGUCCAGGGAAGCAAGUGGAAUCUGUGAACCCAGUCCAGAGAGACCGUGAGGGUCGCGAACAUGACCCCCAGAGCCAGGAGCCUCAAGGACCACCGGAACCCCUUAGGACUGACUCUCCUCCCCCUAAGGCAGAGGCCUUUGAGGACUUCAAGGCAGAGCGGGGCAGCGAGAUCAACCGCAUCCUGAAGGAGAACAAGGUGGUGCUGCUGGAGCGCCGCGCCCGCCUCCGGGAGCUGACGGAGGGCGUGAACACGGCCAAGAGAGAGAUUGACAGCACAAGCACCGCCUUGCACCAGUGGAGAGACAAGAGACAGAGCCAGGGUCAGUUUGUAAGUGCGGAGGGGGUCCCAGUGCUGGAUGAGGCAGAGCUGUCUCUGGCCCUGCAUCUGAGGGAGUUGAAGACUCAGUACCGGCAGCAGUACGAGGAGCUGCGCGGCACCAAGGCAGAGGUCAGCUACUGCCAGCACCUAGUGGACCAGUGCAGGACGCGCCUACUGACCGAGUUUGAGAGCUGGUAUAAUGAGUCCUUCCUGCUUCCUGAGGAGGUGCAAGCCAUGCUGAGAUCUGGAGGACCCAUCAGGCCUGGACUGGUGCCUGUGUACAAGGCAUUGGCACUGGAGGAGGAUGAGCAGGAGCACUUUGAGCGUCUGCGCUAUGAGCUGCUAGCAGACAGUCCCAGUGCCAUCUCCUUCUACAAUGCUCAGAACAGGACUGUACAGAGGAGGAACUACAGCAAGGCCAUGUCUCAGACGCCAGUCCAGAAGAAUACACCAAGGGGCUCUGGUAGAACCAAACUGCCUGCCAUUCUCUCCGUCAUCUGAAGGAGAACUGCUUGAUUCUCACCAAUAAUUAUUGCCUCGGAUUUUGGAUUUUUCCUGAAUAAAGACACACUG